Messenger RNA from Erigeron canadensis, 2471 nucleotides. Its product is annotated as probable LRR receptor-like serine/threonine-protein kinase At3g47570. The transcript has 2 exons. Lineage: Eukaryota; Viridiplantae; Streptophyta; Magnoliopsida; Asterales; Asteraceae. The record is from RefSeq and is a predicted model, not a curated record. Gene Ontology annotation, biological process: protein phosphorylation. Gene Ontology annotation, molecular function: ATP binding; protein binding; protein kinase activity. Bases 1 to 2298 code for a protein of 765 amino acids.
AUGGAAAAUAAUGAAAUCAGUGGAAGUUUACCAAAAGAUAUAGGCUUGGAGCUACCCAAUCUUGAGAAAUUUAAUAUAUGGGGUAACAAAUUUACCGGAAGCAUACCCUUCUCAUUUUCUAAUUGUUCAUACUUGUUAGACCUUGUGUUGAAUAUAAAUAACUUUACUGGGAAGGUUAACAUAGAUUUCAGACGUAUGCCAAAUCUUCGGCUUGUUGCGUUAAACAAAAACAAUUUAGGGAAUUUGGAACCUGAUAGUAUGAACUUCAUUGAUUCCAUGGUAGGUUGUAGCAAACUAAAAGAGUUGUAUCUUGACUUCAACCAAUUUACUGGAGUUCUUCCUAGUUCUAUAGGUAAUCUCUCGUCUCAACUAACAAUUCUAUCAUUUGAAAAUAACUUCAUUUAUGGAACAUUGCCUCCUGGUAUCGGGAAUCUUGUGAAGUUAGAGAAAUUGACUUUAGACUCUAAUCAGAUAACAGGGAUGCUUCCAAGUGAACUUGGUAAUCUACAAAACCUUAAAUACAUAUUCAUGAAUGAUAACUUCUUCACCGGGAACUUUCCAAAAUUUAUAGGAAACCUAUCAUUGCUAGAGUUGAGUGUUGCGGAAAACAGAUUAAAAGGACAUAUACCUCCGAAUCUUGGCAAUUGCACGGGUUUGUUGGGGCUCGACCUUUCCAUAAACAAUCUUACGGGACCUAUACCCGUUGAACUUUUCCAACUAUCAUCUUUGUCGAUCAUUCUAGAUCUUUCUCAUAACUAUUUAGUUGGACCCCUUCCCCAAGAAAUAGAAAAACUCAAAAGUUUGACGACACUUGAUCUGUCACACAAUGAUCUGGUUGGAGCAAUACCAAAUGCCAUCGCAAGUUGCACAAGCCUUGAGUACCUAAAUUUGGGUGCCAAUUCCUUUGAGGGUCUGAUACCUCCUUCAAUGAGUGUUUUAAGAGGUAUCAGCGACCUUAAUCUUUCCACUAACAACUUCUCCGGACAAAUUCCAAAAUUCUUAAAGCAACUAAACUUGUCUUCGUUGGAUUUGUCGUUCAACAAUCUUGAUGGUGAGUUACCCUCGGAAGGUAUUUUCAAGAAUGCGAGUUUGAUCUCGAUUCAGGGGAACAAUGGGCUGUGUGGAGGCCUUCCUGAAUUUCACCUACCUAAAUGUGCCAUAGUAUCAAGGUCAAAGACAGGUUCUAGAACAUCGCGUGUUAUUCCAAUUGUCAUUCCAAUUUUCUCGCUUAUAGUUAUAGCAAUGGUGUUGUUCUAUCUGUUUUGUUGGAAAAGAAUAAAGGCACAAGCACAACCAUCAGAAGAAGCUCCGUACAUACAACCGUUUUCAAGAGUUUCUUAUGGAAGCAUACUCCGAGCUACCAAUAAAUUUUCUCAACAAAACUUGAUCGGAACAGGGGCUUUUAGUGUUGUGUAUAAAGGUAUUCUUGAACCAGUUGAUGAAAUGUUAGCUAUCAAGGUUCUAAAACUUGGAAACCACGGAGCUUUGAAGAGUUUCAUGAUGGAGUGCGAGGCUUUGAAAAACAUAAGGCAUCGUAAUCUUGUAAAAGUCAUUACUUCUUGUUCAUCAGUUGAUUUUCAGGGUAAUGAUUUCAAAGCUAUUAUUUACGAGUUCAUGCCAAAUGGGAAUCUUGAAAGGUGGCUACAUCCAAAUUCCGAACAAUAUUCUAAUAUCGAAGAAGCUCCCCAUCCACAACGAUUGAUCCUUCGCCAAAGAGUAACGAUUGCAAGAGAUGUAGCUCAUGCCAUGCACUACCUCCACCAAGAGUGUGAGGUACCCAUAAUUCAUUGUGAUCUGAAGCCAAGCAAUAUCUUACUUGACAAUGACAUGGUUGCUCAUAUUGGUGAUUUCGGGCUCGCAAAGUUCCUGCCUUUAAAACUACACGAAAGCAGUACAGCUGGAUUAAGAGGGACUAUUGGGUAUGCAGCUCCAGAGUAUGGCCUUGGCGGUGAGAUGACAAAAGAAGGGGAUAUUUAUAGCUUCGGGAUAUUGUUAUUAGAGAUGAUAAUAGGAAAGAGACCCACAGACCAGCUUUUCCAAGAUGGUUUGAACCUCCACGGCUAUGUGACAAUGGCUUUGCCUGAUCGUCUAAUGGAGAUAAUUGAACCUACCCUAUUGUCUAUCAUUGAAGGAGCAAAUGUCAACCAUGACGAUGAAGCUAGAAGGUGCGAGAGGUUGGAAGAAAGCUUGAUUUUAUUAGCAAGAAUUGGGUUGGCAUGCUCCAUGGAAUCUCCCAAAGAGAGGAUGAACUCAAGCAAAAUCAUCCAGGAGUUGUAUCAUAUCAAUGGUCUCCUCUGAAGUUCUUUAGAAUAUGAUUGUAAGAUUGAACAUAGGGGGAUGGCGCUCCUAGGUAGCUCGUAGAUCUCAUAGCUAUAUACUUGAGUAAUCUUGAGGUCGAGAAUUUGGGCCUCUCUCAACCCAUUAUCGUUUUUGUGUUUUUCUUUUAAAGUGACUUUCAUAUAAUACUUAAA